This is a messenger RNA of Aegilops tauschii subsp. strangulata, 693 nucleotides long. Lineage: Eukaryota; Viridiplantae; Streptophyta; Magnoliopsida; Poales; Poaceae. The record is from RefSeq and is a predicted model, not a curated record.
AUGGCGACGCCGCAGCCGCACAAGACGGCGUCGACGCACAGGUCGGCCGUCGCCCGUGGCGCGCACCAGCUCGACAUAUUGGGCUACAGCACGCGGAGCAAGCUCGGCGUCCGCAACACCGUCAGGUCCCGCACCUUCGACGCCGGCGGCUUCUCCUGGGCCCUCGUCUGCCGCUUCACCGCGAACCCCGCGCGAGCGCGAGGCGUGACCCUGGCGUCCAUCGCCCUGGAGCUGUUCCGGAAUGAAAGCGACGAGGCAGUUGUCGCCGCCGCCAGCGUCCGGAUCGACGACCCCGCCGGCUCCGGCCGCUGGCUGGCCGCCGAGUGGCGGAGCGCGGAGGCACACACCUUCCCCGCCUGGUCCAGGAGCGCCUUCGCCUGGGAGCUCACCGUCCCCGAUUCGUUCGUGCGGCACGAGGAGCGCUACGUCAUGGACGACUGCCUCACCGUGCACUGCGUCGUCGACGUCCUCAAGGAGGAGGAGUCCGCCGAGGGGGCCACGAGGAAGUACACGGUCGCCGUGCCGCCGCCGCCGAGCCUCUCCCAGGACAUCCACAGGCUCUGGGAGGAGAUGUGGCGGCCGGACGUGACAUUCACCUUCACCAUUGACGACGCCAGAAUCCAGGCACACAAGCUCGUGCUCGCCGCACGGUCGCCGGUCUUCGCCGCCAGUUCUUCCGUGGCGACGACAUGA